GCGCCUGCGCAGAGCCGGGCGCCCGCCGCCUGUCCUGCGUGAGGGGGCGGUGAAGAAGGCAGCGAGCAGAUGGAGGAGGGGAACCGGCUCGGGGGCGGGACGGAGGCGGCGGGCGAAGAGGGCGAACCCGAGGCGAAGAAGCGGCGGCUUCUGUGUGUGGAGUUUGCCUCGGUCGCGAGCUGCGACGCCGCCGUGGCCCAAUGCUACCUGGCCGAGAACGACUGGGAGAUGGAAAGAGCGCUGAAUUCCUACUUCGAGCCGCCGGUGGAGGAGAGCGCCUUGGAAAGCCGCCCUGAGACCACCUCUGAGCCUGAGACCUAUGUUGACCUAACCAAUGAAGAAACAACUGAUUCCACUAGUUCUAAAGUCAACCCAUCUGAAAAUGCUCAGCAAGAAGAUGGCAGCAUGUUCUCUUUCAUUACCUGGAAUAUUGAUGGAUUGGAUCUAAACAAUCUGCAAGAGAGGGCUCGAGGGGUGUGUUCCUACUUAACUUUGUACAACCCCGAUGUGAUAUUUCUACAGGAAGUUAUUCCCCCAUAUUACAGUUAUCUAAAGAAGAGAGCAAGUAAUUAUGAGAUUAUUACAGGUCAUGAAGAAGGCUAUUUCACAGCUAUAAUGUUGAAGAAAUCGAGAGUGAAAUUAAAAAACCAAGAGGUUAUUCCUUUUCCAAGUACCAACAUGAUGAGAAACCUUUUAUGUGUGAAUGUGAGUGUGUCAGGAAAUGAACUUUGCCUUAUGACUUCCCAUUUGGAGAGCACCAGAGGGCAUGCUAAGGAACGAAUGAAUCAGUUAAAAAUUGUCUUAAAGAAAAUGCAAGAGGCUCCAGAGUCAGCUACAGUUAUAUUUGCGGGAGAUACAAAUUUAAGAGAUCAAGAAGUUACCAAAUGUGGUGGUUUACCCAACAACAUUUUGGAUAUCUGGGAGUUUUUGGGCAAACCUAAGCAUUGCCAGUAUACAUGGGAUACACAAAUGAACUCUAACCUUGGAAUAACUGCUACUUGUAAGCUUCGUUUUGAUCGGAUAUUUUUCAGAGCAGCAGCAGAAGAGGGCCACAUUAUUCCCCGAAGUUUGGACCUCCUUGGGUUGGAAAAACUGGACUGUGGUAGAUUUCCUAGUGAUCACUGGGGUCUCCUAUGCAACUUAGAUGUAAUAUUGUGAAAUGCUUUCAAAUACGAGUUUUAAAGGUAGUUUUAUUUUGGGUUUUUGCAAAUAUAAUUUCUACUUUCUGGAAAGGUAGGUUUACUAUGGAUGGAGGAAUUAAUGUACUGGAUCAUAGUAACAGAAAAAAAAACAACUAUGAUUUUAUUUUGUGAUUGUGUCCUCAGAAUUCAAGAUUAAAGAUUAAUGUUUAUUUAAACUAAAGCAUACCCGUGUUCAGAAUGUGAGGUCUUUUAAUGAAAAAGGCACAAAGCCUGUCAGAGUUCUUAAUAGUGUUUAUAGCUGCUGGCUGGAUUACAAGCAGGGGCCACAUUGUCUUUGGGCUAAAUAAGUCUUCAAAAGAAAAAAGAUGACUGAGUCUUUGGGACUGGAUCUUUUAAUUAUAUUUCAUAAAUUCAGAUAAUCUUAAAUGAAAAAGGCAUGAUCAUCUGUAGUUACGUAGAUGACAACUAUCCUACGUCAGACUUUAUUUUUGUCAGCUAACAGUACAUAAUUGGUAAGGUAUAAAUGAUUUGAUUCAUUUUUGUAGUUGUGUUAACCAACAGAGGCAAAGUUAGGCUUGAUAAUGAUUGAAAUCAGUUUUAUAGCACCAUGGGAUUUUUUUGCUAAGACAAAAAUAAAUGUGUAAAGAGAAAUAGCCUUCUAGUUUUGUUACUUGUGAAAUGGAAAUAUAGGAAGUGAAUAAAGAAUACUUUUAAGUAUGC
This is a messenger RNA of Propithecus coquereli (Coquerel's sifaka), 1862 nucleotides long. It is a transcript of the gene TDP2, whose product is annotated as tyrosyl-DNA phosphodiesterase 2. Gene Ontology annotation, biological process: double-strand break repair. The transcript has 7 exons. Gene Ontology annotation, molecular function: 5'-tyrosyl-DNA phosphodiesterase activity; protein binding; single-stranded DNA binding. Bases 70 to 1158 code for a protein of 362 amino acids. The record is from RefSeq and is a predicted model, not a curated record. NCBI's taxonomy places the organism in Eukaryota, Metazoa, Chordata, Mammalia, Primates, Indriidae. Gene Ontology annotation, cellular component: cytoplasm; PML body.